AUGACCACCGAGAGCGGGCCGCCGCCGCCCCCGCCGCGCCCGCCGCCCGCCCCGCUCCGCCGCGCCUGCAGCCCGGCCGCCGGCGUGCUCCAGGCCGCCUUGAUGAGCGCGCCGCCCGCCGCCGCCGCCGCCGCCCUCGAGACCUCCGCGUCGUCCUCGUCCUCGUCCUCGUCCGCCUCCAACCCGGCCGGCGCCUCGUCGGCCGCCUGCAAGAGCGCGGGCGGCGGCAGCGCGGGCGGCGGCAGCGCGGGCGGCGGCGGCGGCGGCGCGGGCACCAAGAAGGCGAGCGCAGGGCUGCGGCGGCCCGAGAAGCCGCCCUACUCGUACAUCGCGCUGAUCGUCAUGGCCAUCCAGAGCUCGCCCAGCAAGCGCCUGACGCUCAGCGAGAUCUACCAGUUCCUGCAGAGCCGCUUCCCCUUCUUCCGCGGCGCCUACCAGGGCUGGAAGAACUCCGUGCGCCACAACCUGUCGCUCAACGAGUGCUUCAUCAAGCUGCCCAAGGGCCUCGGGCGGCCCGGCAAGGGCCACUACUGGACCAUCGACCCGGCCAGCGAGUUCAUGUUCGAGGAGGGGUCGUUCCGCCGCCGGCCGCGCGGCUUCAGGCGGAAGUGCCAGGCGCUCAAGCCCAUGUACCACCGCGUGGUCAGCGGCUUGGGCUUUGGGGCCUCGCUGCUGCCCCAGGGCUUCGACUUCCAGGCGCCCCCGUCGGCGCCGCUCGGCUGCCAUGGCCAGGGCGGCUACGGCGGCCUCGACAUGAUGCCCGCGGGCUACGACGCCGGCGCGGGGGCCCCGGGCCACGCGCACCCGCACCACCACCACCACCACCACGUCCCGCACAUGUCACCCAACCCGGGCUCCACCUACAUGGCCAGCUGCCCUGUGCCCGCGGGGCCCGGGGCCGUAGGUGCGGCCGGGGGCGGCGGUGGCGACUACGGACCGGACAGCAGCAGCAGCCCGGUGCCCUCGUCCCCGGCCAUGGCGAGCGCCAUCGAGUGCCACUCGCCGUACACGAGCCCCGCGGCGCACUGGAGUUCGCCUGGCGCCUCGCCUUACCUCAAGCAGCCGCCCGCCCUGACGCCCAGCAGCAACCCCGCGGCCCCGGCAGGCCUGCACUCCAGUAUGUCCUCCUACUCGCUGGAGCAGAGCUACUUGCACCAGAACGCCCGCGAGGACCUCCCAGUGGGACUGCCUCGUUACCAGCACCACUCUGCUCCAGUGUGUGACAGAAAAGAUUUCGUCCUCAAUUUCAACGGCAUUUCUUCCUUCCAUCCCUCGGCUAGCGGGUCGUAUUAUCACCAUCACCACCAGAGCGUCUGUCAGGAUAUUAAGCCCUGCGUCAUGUGA
Cynocephalus volans (Philippine flying lemur) is the source of this 1344-nucleotide messenger RNA. RefSeq names its product forkhead box F2 (gene FOXF2). The coding region runs from base 1 to 1344 and encodes 447 amino acids. Gene Ontology annotation, molecular function: RNA polymerase II cis-regulatory region sequence-specific DNA binding; DNA-binding transcription factor activity, RNA polymerase II-specific. Gene Ontology annotation, cellular component: nucleus. The transcript is spliced from 2 exons. NCBI's taxonomy places the organism in Eukaryota, Metazoa, Chordata, Mammalia, Dermoptera, Cynocephalidae. The record is from RefSeq and is a predicted model, not a curated record. Gene Ontology annotation, biological process: regulation of transcription by RNA polymerase II; animal organ morphogenesis.